AUGAGACUUCUAGCGACAGAUUUCCAUGUUAUAGUAGCAGACGAAAACCAAAUUGAGGUUUCCUUUUCAAAAACUUUCGACGGUCGCGACGACGAUAGUCUUCCCCUCAACGUUGACAAAAGGUAUGUGUUGCAGGCUGGUCGUUCUGGUUUCUACACAUACGCAAUAUUCGAUCACCCACAGGGAUGGCCUGAUCUCAACAUUGUUCAAGCAAGGAUUUCAUUGAAUCUAAAAGCCAGAUUGUUCAAUUUUAUGGCUAUAUCAGAUCACAUUCAAAGACCGAUGCCAACACCUGCUGAUCGGGUGUAUGGCAGUCAACCCCUUGCCUACAAAGAAGCCGCCUUACUAACUCACCCAUCCAAUCCCACUUUCAAAGGAGAGGUGGAUGAUAAAUACCAAUAUUCAUUAGAGAAUAAAGACAUUAAGGUGCACGGAUGGAUUUGUCCUCACCCACAUAUUGGGUUUUGGGUCAUUACGGGGAGUAGUGAAUUUCGAUCUGGUGGUCCUAUAAAACAAGAUCUCACUUCACAUGUUGGUCCAGUCGCCUUAUCGAUGUUUUUCAGCAAUCAUUAUGCAGGGAAAGUUCAUACGGUUAAACUGCGAAAUGGGGAGGCAUGGAAAAAGGUUUUCGGUCCUGUUUUUAUAUACCUCAACUCGCAUUCAGGCAAGAAUAGGCAUAGGCCACAAUCCCUUUGGGAAAAUGCUAAAGAAACAAUGUUAUUAGAAACUAAAAGCUGGCCUUAUAAUUUCCCAAUGUCGCGAGAUUAUCUCAAAGGUGAUCAACGGGGUAGCAUUGUGGGCAGAUUGCUAGUUCAUGCAGACAGGUACAUAAGCAGAGAGAUAAUGGCUGCAAAAUCUGCAUACGUUGGACUGGCUCCACCAGGAAAGGCUGGAUCAUGGCAAAGAGACGUCAAGGGCUAUCAAUUUUGGACUCAAACGAACAAGACAGGAGACUUCAAAAUCCUGGCUGUUAGACCUGGAAACUACAACUUAUACGCCUGGGUCCCUGGAAUUCUUGGAGACUAUAAAUACAACACUAGCAUUAACAUAACACCAGGUGACAAUAUUAAACUUAGACUCGUAUUUUAUCCUCCAAGAAACGGUCCAACAUUAUGGGAAAUCGGUAUCCCUGAUCGCAAGGCUUCAGAGUUCUUCGUCCCUGAUCCCAACCCCCGACUAGUCAAUAAGGUGUUCAUCAACCGUACCGCUGACAAGUUCAGACAAUAUGGACUAUGGAAUCGAUACGCACAUUAUUAUCCUAAACAAGAUUUGGUUUACACUGUCGGCAAGAGUAAUUACACAAGAGACUGGUUCUUUGCUCAUGUAAAUAGAAGAGUUGGAAGGAAAAAUGUAUUUGAAUCAACAACGUGGAGAAUUUUGUUUUCAGUACAUAAUGUUAACCAGACAGGAACUUAUACACUGCGAAUAGCGUUGGCUGCUUCCACGUAUGCCGAUGUUUUAGUUUGGAUUAACAAUCGAGAUAAACGACGACCCGACUUUAUAAUUAAUUGGCUUGGGGCAGAUAAUGCAAUAGCCAGACAUGGAAUCCAUGGACUAUAUUCGGAGCACAGCUUUACUUUUUUUGGAUCUCAACUUGUGAAUGGAGAAAAUACGAUAUAUUUGAAGCAACCCAGGAAUGGAAGUUCCUUUAUGGGAGUUAUGUAUGAUUACAUCCGUUUGGAAGGAGAUAGGACAGGGACAAGGAAAAAUAUAUAA
Molecule: messenger RNA, 1716 nt
Organism: Ipomoea nil (Japanese morning glory)
Lineage: Eukaryota; Viridiplantae; Streptophyta; Magnoliopsida; Solanales; Convolvulaceae
Product: probable rhamnogalacturonate lyase B
Exons: 13
Coding region: 1-1716 (571 amino acids)
Biological process (GO): carbohydrate metabolic process
Molecular function (GO): carbohydrate binding; catalytic activity
Source: RefSeq, a predicted model, not a curated record